Penicillium samsonianum is the source of this 3786-nucleotide messenger RNA. Its product is annotated as ABC transporter B family protein. The record is from RefSeq and is a predicted model, not a curated record. Lineage: Eukaryota; Fungi; Ascomycota; Eurotiomycetes; Eurotiales; Aspergillaceae. The transcript is spliced from 3 exons. Gene Ontology annotation, cellular component: membrane. The coding region runs from base 1 to 3786 and encodes 1261 amino acids. Gene Ontology annotation, molecular function: ABC-type transporter activity; ATP hydrolysis activity; ATP binding. Gene Ontology annotation, biological process: transmembrane transport.
AUGGCAGGCGCAUCGGCGCAAGCCAACUUUCAAACCCAGCUCCACAGCGAGAAGGCGUCUUCGGAGCAGGAGAUACUCGCCCAGCACAUCGCAACCCCCAUAAUCAAGAUUAAUUACUUUCAACUCUUCCGAUAUGCGACCACAAAAGAUUUGGUUAUUAUCAGCGUAUCAUUUCUUGCUGCGAUGAUUGCCGGGGCAAUCACAACAAUGCCGGCGCUGUUAACAGGCUUGUUGAUUGGUAGUAUACAAGGCAGCUGGUCGGGCGGUUCAUCCCAAGACAAGUCCAAUAGCGAAUUGACGCGCUUCACAAUCUACUUCGUGUAUCUUUUUCUGGGCGAAAUAGUGUCGUGCUACAUUGCCAAUAUUGGAUUCAUCCGUACCGGCAUCAUAUUAUCGAGCCGGAUCAGAGAACGGUAUUUGGCCGCACUUCUGAGUCAAAACAUUGCUUUCUUCGACAACAUUGGAGCCGGGGAAAUAUCAACUCAUAUCACCGCCGACGCAAAUUUGAUUCGAGAUGGUAUUUCAGAGAAAGUCAGCGUUGCCGCGCAGUGCUCCGCAUCGGUUGUCGCCGCGUUCGUCAUAAGUUUCAUGCGAGACUGGAGGCUGACGCUCAUCCUGGCUUCCAGUCUUGUAUGCAUCGCCCUUGUGUUUGCUGCUGCCGGUAUAAUGCUCACGAGAUAUCGCCAGCAAUGGUUGGGAGAGACCGCAGAAUCCGGUACCAUUGUUGAAGAGGUCUUUUCAUCCAUCAGAACAGUUGUGGGGCUGAAUGCGCAAUCUGAACUUGUGGCUCGAUAUGAUGGCUCUCUAGUUAAAGCAGAACGUUUUGCAAAUAACGCCAGGCUCAUAUCCGGCGCCCUCCUUGGUGCUGUUUUUGCCGUUAUUUACCUGGCUAUCGGGUUAGGGUUCUGGAUGGGUUCGCGCUUCCUGGUAGCGGGCACAUCCUCGUACGUCGAUAUCUUGACCAUUAUCCUUGCGACAGUGACUGGCAUCGCUUGCCUCGGUGGCAUCGUUCCCCCACUUCAAGUAUUCACUAUUGCCACGGCUGCUGGAUCAAGAUUGUACAGCACCAUUGACCGAAGAUCUCCGGGGACCGCGAUUGGUUCUUCUGAAAGCAAACUAGACGGUGUGAUUGGCCAUAUUGAGUUGCAAAAUGUCAGACACAUAUAUCCUUCAAGACCAGAUAUCGUUGUUUUGGACAACUUGAGCUUGGAUAUAGAGCCUGGGAAAACGACAGCCAUAGUUGGACCGUCUGGAUCAGGAAAGAGCACAAUAAUCGAACUUCUCGAGCGUUUUUAUGACCCCAUUUCCGGCGAUAUUCUUUUGGAUGGUCACAAACUCUCAGAAUUGAGCCCAAACUGGUUAAGGCAGCAAAUUUCCCUGGUCCAACAAUCACCCACAUUGUUUGCUACGACUAUCUUCGAGAACAUCCGGUAUGGUCUGGUUGGAACGCCCUAUGAGAAUGCAUCCAAGGAAGAUAUCGAGAAUACUGUCUACGAUGCCACUCGCGUCGCAAAUGCCCAUGACUUUAUCACCAAGUUACCUGGCGGCUACGAUACCCUUGUCGGUGAGGCCGGCGUGUUGCUUUCCGGCGGCCAGAAGCAGCGUAUCGCCAUCGCUCGCGCCCUCAUUUCUGAUCCUCGAAUUCUUCUCCUUGAUGAAGCCACCUCAGCCUUGGAUUCGACGAGUGAAUCUAUUGUUCAAGCUGCAAUCGAAAAAGCUUCUCAAGGGAGAACGACCAUUGUUGUGGCUCAUCGUUUAUCAACUGUCAAAUCCGCGGACAAAAUCAUCGUCUUGUGUGGAGGCCAAGUUGUUGAACAAGGAACUCAUAACUUUCUUCAAGACAAGAAUGGAGUGUAUAGUCGACUAGCCAAAUCACAGGCUGUCAACUUGAGCGAAAAGGAAUCUUCCCGCGAUGAUGAUUCUUUAGAGGUUUCCAUCCAUCAUGCUAAAUCUGGCUCUGGAGAGACAGAGAUGGAGCCUCUUCCGGUCGCCGGAAGUCCUUUGUUUGAUACAGUGCAUAAGGACGCAGAUGCUCUCGAAAGCCUGGAUCGACCACGCCACCAGUAUUCGAUGCAGACCCUCCUGAGAUUUGUGAAUAAUUUCCACAAGGACUCAAUGACAUUGGUGUUAAUGGGGUUUCUCGCUUCGAUCCAAACCGGAGCUGGGGCACCCAUCCAGGCAGUGUUUCUGGCCAAAUGUCUUGUUGCACUCGCAAGACCUCAAGCUGAAUUUUCACAGCUUCGGUCCGAGACAAAUCUAUGGGCUGGAAUGCACGUCGUCUUGGCUUUCGCACAGUUCCUCGCCUACUCGGCCCAAGCUUCUGCUCUCGGAAAAUGUACAGAGAGGCUUAUCCGUCGUCUCGGUGAGCUGUCCUUCCGGACCCUUCUCGACAAAGACAUGUCGUUCUUUGACAUGGAGGAGCACGGUGUGGGCGCACUAGUAUCAUUUCUCGGCACUGAGCCAGCCAGUAUGGCGGGCAUGGGUUGCUACGCGAUUGGAAACUACAUCAUGGCACUCACAACUCUCAUUGGUGCCAUCGCAACCAGCAUAGCUGUCGGAUGGAAACUUGGACUUGUCGGUGCAGCUACAGUACCUGUUCUUUUGAUGUGCGGAUUUCUUCGAUUCCGCGUUAUGGCUCAGCUUGAGGCGCAUCUUCGUCAAGUGUAUCAAGAAACAGCAUCAUUGGCCAGUGAAGCGGUCUCGGCCAUCCGCACUGUCAUAUCUCUAAAUCGUGAGUCCCAGGUUGCAGCAAUAUUUCACCAUAAGCUAGCCGAACAAGAUUCGAAGAGCAUUCGCUCAAGUCUGACAUCUUCGGCCCUUUUCGCAUUUUCACAAUCGGCACCCUUGUUGUGUACUGCUCUUGGCUUAUGGUAUGGUGGCACACUCGUUAUCAGUGGGGAAUAUGGAUUGUUCCAGUUCAUCCUGAGUUUCGCUGCUGUUAACAUUUGCGGUGAUGCUGCUGGCUCGAUAUUUAGCAGCUCGCCAGAUUUAGCGAAGGCAAAACUUUCGGCCAUCCGACUUAAAGCGUUGUUUGAUCGACAAUCACAGUGCCAAUUGGAUUUGGGCGAAACUCAACCUCUUUUGGAAGGAAACAUUGAAUUCCGGAAUGUCCAUUUCUCGUAUCCUACGCGUCCCGAAAGGCAAAUAUUAAACGGUCUCGAUCUCACUGUACACAAGGGUAAAUACAUCGCCCUAGUUGGACCUAGUGGAUGCGGGAAAAGCACGAUUGUUGCACUUUUAGAGCGUUUCUACCAUCCACUCGCCGGUCUCGUCACAAUGGACGGCCUGGAUCUCUCCUCAAUGGAUAUGAGCGCAUACCGCGAUCAAGUGGCACUCGUGAAUCAAGAACCCACACUCUUCCAGGGUACUAUCCGAGAUAAUCUCCUUCUCGGACUCGAUGCAUCGAAGUAUUCUCAGGAAGAAUUGGAGACCAUCUGCAAGGACGCACAUAUCCUUGAUUUCAUCCGUUCACUCCGUCUCGGAUUCGAUACUAUGUGUGGAGGAAAGGGAAACAACUUUUCCGGUGGUCAGAAACAGCGACUAGCAAUUGCCCGGGCCCUUCUAAGACGGCCGAGUGUCCUAUUACUAGAUGAAGUCACUUCGGCGCUGGAUUCUGAAUCCCAAAACGUAGUUCAGGCUGCACUCGACCAAGCUGCAAAGCAGCGCACCACAGUUUCGAUCGCCCAUCGCUUGAGUGCUGUGCAGAAUGCAGACCUCAUCUGCUUCGUAGAGGACGGUGCGGUUGUUGAAUCUGGAACACACGCCGAGCUCAAUCUAGAAACAUAG